Entelurus aequoreus (snake pipefish) is the source of this 1530-nucleotide messenger RNA. RefSeq names its product WD repeat domain 12 (gene wdr12). The transcript has 13 exons. Bases 155 to 1426 code for a protein of 423 amino acids. Gene Ontology annotation, molecular function: protein binding. Gene Ontology annotation, biological process: maturation of LSU-rRNA from tricistronic rRNA transcript (SSU-rRNA, 5.8S rRNA, LSU-rRNA); ribosome biogenesis; maturation of 5.8S rRNA from tricistronic rRNA transcript (SSU-rRNA, 5.8S rRNA, LSU-rRNA). Lineage: Eukaryota; Metazoa; Chordata; Actinopteri; Syngnathiformes; Syngnathidae. Gene Ontology annotation, cellular component: PeBoW complex; preribosome, large subunit precursor. The record is from RefSeq and is a predicted model, not a curated record.
UUCGACCCAAGUGUUGCGCUCGACUGUGCUGAGCUCGAUUACGUUCUUGCUUCUACCACAUGGCGAGGCGUCUACAGUACAUGCUCGGGAACUGUUAAGAGCAGUCUUCUUAACGUAGUAGAUAAUUGUGUUAUUAACCAGAAAAGUUGUAACCAUGUCGCAGUUACAAGCGAGGUUUUACACGGAGAACCCAAGGUACGUCAUCGAUGAUGUUCCAUUCUCCAUCCUGGCCAGUUCUGAAGUUCAGGACCUCAGCAUUCUCAUCAACAUGUUACUGGAGGCCAAAAACGCAUCUCACAGCAAGGUGGAGUUUGACUUCCUGGUCAAGAGUCAGUUCCUGCGAUCGCCGCUGUUCCAGCACAUGGAAACAGAAGGCAUAUCAACGGAAGAGGUUGUGGAGAUCGAGUAUGUGGAACGGAUCACUGCGCCAGAACCUGAGGAGUGUAUGAUGCACGAUGAUUGGAUCAGCGCCGUAGAUGCAGAUGCAGAAUGGAUCCUGACCGGGUGUUACGACAAAACCGCCAGUAUCUGGUCUUUAGAGGGCAAGGCUAUGACCAAAGUGACUGGACAUACAGAUGUGGUCAAAGAUGUUGCCUGGGUUAAGAAAGAAGGCCUUAGUUCUCUGUUUUUGACUGCCUCGCUCGACCAAAACCUCAUCCUGUGGGAGUGGAACUCGGAGAAGAACAAAUUGGAGGCCAAGCAUUGUUGCAGAGGACACACGGGGAGCGUCGACACGGUCGCCACAGACCCCACUGGAUUGAAGUUCUGCAGUGGCUCUUGGGACAAAAUGUUGAAGAUCUGGUCAGCAGUUCCCACAGACGAGGCAGACGUGGUCGAGGAGCCCACUGACAGGCCAAGAAAGAAACAGAAGACACAACAGCUGGGCCUCACCAGGACGCCACUGAUGACGUUAUCUGGGCACACCGAGGCUGUGUCCUCUGUGCUUUGGUGCGACAGCGAGGAAGUUUGCAGCGCGUCCUGGGACCACACGAUCCGCUUGUGGGAUGUGGAGACGGGAGAGAUGAAAACCACUCUGACCGGGAGUAAAGUGUUCAACAGCAUUUCCUACUCGCCGCUAUGUCGACGGCUGGCGUCCGGCAGCACCGACCGACACAUCAGGCUGUGGGACCCUCGCACCAAAGAUGGCUCACUGUUGCUGCUGUCGCUGACCUCCCACACUGGCUGGGUCACCGCGGUCAAGUGGGGGCCAUUUCAUGAGCACCAGCUGGUUUCGGGUUCCCUGGACCACCUGGUCAAACUGUGGGACACCAGAAGCCCGAAAGCCCCUCUCUAUGACUUGGCAGCCCAUGAAGAUAAAGUGUUCUGUGUGGACUGGACUGAAAGCGGGCUGAUGUUAAGUGGAGGGGCCGACAACAAGUUGUACACCUACAGAUACUCAGCUUGCCAGACGGAUGCGGGGGCAUAGUGAUAACAGAGAUGUGGCACACUUGAAUAUUUUUUUUACACAAUUCCAGUUGGAUUCUUAUCAUAUAAUUCCUCAAGCAAUCAUAAAUGGAUUUAGACUUCCAA